AUGGCAGGGGUAUUUGAGGAAAGCUCUUCUAAGAAAGGGAGUCGGUAUGUUGUUCAAAAUGUGGAAGAUCAAACAUUCUCCCCACAGUCGGGUCCAUCGCACUCUGCUAUCCCCGACGAUGGGCAGAUCGUUACCCAAUAUGAACGCCAAAGCUUGAUCCGGGGUCUGGGGCAACGCCAUAUUCAAAUGAUUGCCAUCGCGGGCGCAAUUGGUACAGGUCUCUUUCUUGGUCUGGGUGGAUCGAUCGCCACCGGUGGUCCUCUGGGUGCCUUGCUAGGCUACUUCUUUAUCGGCGUGGUAGUCUGCUGCAUUCAAUUUGCACUGGGAGAAGUCUCAGCGCUGCUACCAGUCACUGGUUCUUUUGUGCGACACGCAGAGAUCUUGGUUGAUCCCGCGCUAGCGUUUGCCGUCGGCUGGAAUGUUGUUUAUGGAUGCUUUAUCAGUGUUCCGAGUGAGAUCUCCGCCAGCGUCGUUCUUAUUCAGUACUGGACGGAUAUCAAUGCUGCCGUCUGGGUGACUGUUCUUAUAGUGGUGUCAGUGGUUGUCGCCAUCUCGUUCAUCCGCGUCUAUGGCGAGAUCGAAUUCAUUUUCGCCAUUCUCAAGAUCCUCCUGGUUGUCUUUGUGGUCAUCCUGGGUCUUGUUAUCGAUCUUGGUGGUAUACCAGGUGUGCCUCGACGUGGCUUCCACUACUGGAAAGACCCUGGCCCGUUCGUUGAAUACAUUGCUACUGGGUCUUGGGGACGAUUUCUCGGUUUCUGGGCUGUCAUGACCAAUGCAGUCUACUCGUUCGCAGGCGUGGAAUCCUUGGCCAUGGCCGCUGCCGAAACAAAAAACCCGCGACAGAAUAUCCCCAAGGCCUGCAAAAGGGUUUUUGCACGAGUUUCUAUCUUCUACCUCGCCGCUGUGCUGGUCGUGGGCAUGUUGGUCUCUAGCGCCGAUGAACGCCUUGGCUCAGACUCUGGCACCGCAGCUACGAGUCCUUUCGUCAUUGCCGCUGGCGAUGCAGGUAUCAAGGCUAUUCCCUCCGUUGUGAACGCCGUAUGCUUGACCUCUGCGUGGUCUGCAUCGAACCAGAGUAUUCUGGCGGGAACAAGAACCUUGUAUGGUCUUGCGAUCAAGGGCCAUGCUCCGAAGAUUUUCCUACGCACCUCCAAGUGGGGAGUACCGUACAUGUGUGUGCUUUUGCAGGUUGCCUUCUCUCUCCUCGCUUACAUGUGUGUUUCCAACAAUGCCAUGAAUGUCUUCUGGUGGUUCGUUGAUUUGACCGCGGCUGGUACCUUGGUCUCGUGGAUCACCAUCGCUUUGAACCAUAUUCGUUUGUUGCAAGCGCUGGAUAAGCAGGGCAUAUCACCAACAGAAUUGCCGUGGCAUAAUCGCAUUACCAGAUAUACAAGCUGGUUCGCCUUGGUCUCUUGUGUGCUGAUUCUCUUGACUGGAGGAUUCACGGUUUUCACGGCUGGAAACUGGGAUCCUGCCUCGUUCGUCUCGUCCUACCUGGAUAUUCCACUGGUCCUCUUCGCGUAUCUUGGCUAUAAGUGGAUCCGCCAGACAGAGAUUCUUCCUCUGAGGAUGGUACCAGUUCAACAAGCAAUAGACGAGGCCAACAACGACCCGGAUAAUGUGCCGAUCAAGAAAGACAAUAUACUGGCAAAGAUGAAUAUUCUUUGGGGCUGA
This is a messenger RNA of Penicillium vulpinum, 1674 nucleotides long. RefSeq lists its product as uncharacterized. The record is from RefSeq and is a predicted model, not a curated record. NCBI's taxonomy places the organism in Eukaryota, Fungi, Ascomycota, Eurotiomycetes, Eurotiales, Aspergillaceae. Gene Ontology annotation, molecular function: amino acid transmembrane transporter activity. Gene Ontology annotation, biological process: amino acid transmembrane transport. Gene Ontology annotation, cellular component: membrane. The transcript has 4 exons. The coding region runs from base 1 to 1674 and encodes 557 amino acids.